This is a messenger RNA of Bufo bufo (common toad), 14613 nucleotides long. It is a transcript of the gene DCHS2, whose product is annotated as dachsous cadherin-related 2. Gene Ontology annotation, cellular component: plasma membrane; catenin complex. Gene Ontology annotation, biological process: homophilic cell-cell adhesion. Gene Ontology annotation, molecular function: cadherin binding; calcium ion binding. NCBI's taxonomy places the organism in Eukaryota, Metazoa, Chordata, Amphibia, Anura, Bufonidae. The record is from RefSeq and is a predicted model, not a curated record.
UCCUGCUUCUUUUUUCCUCUCUUAUCUUUGCUCCAGAGGAUUAUAUCAUUUUCCUAUUGACAAUAUCAGCAUGCAAUAAUACAGAGCAUGCACCUGAGUCUAUGGGAAAGGACAGAGAUCCAACAGAAGAAAACCAGAUGUGAAUGGAAAUAUUGAAGGUUUUUUUUUUUCUUCUUCUUCUUCUUCUUCAUUGCACUUAGGACAAUACGGGAGACAGGAUACUGCAUUUCUUCCAGGAAGGAGGGAGUUAUUCUUCUGGAUCUAAGCAUUAAUCUAACACAGGCUGCCAGGUCAUCUGGACCUUAAGAACAGUCCUUGAUUUUAAAUAUGUGCUGCAGACCUAAGAGAGGAUAGUCUGGAUGUUCCCUGCCCUUCACUCUGAGGAUAAAAGUGUUGCCUCAUACAGACUGGCACAGAAGACGUGUAUGCAUAUGUAUGGCACUGACAGAGCCUUUUGGAGACUGAGUGUUUUGCAUUAAGAGGAUGCCAGUCAGAAGGUGCAGAGGUAGAGGUGAUAAAGUGAUGGGAUGCUGCUGCUGCCAUUCAUUGCCUCUACUGCUGAUGCUGCUCUGUAUGGGCACUUGCUGCAGAGCUCAGGUGCACAAUCUCAGCCUGGCAGUGGAUGAAGGACUGCCACCAGGAACCUUAGUAGGGGAUAUCCGUGCUGGACUGCCAGAAGGGAGCCCAGGUCAAGGCUUUUUCCUAUCUGAGGAGGAUGGAGAGUCUCCAGUGCUGAGGGACUUUCACAUUGACACUGAGACUGGCAUUGUGAGGACAUUAAGAAUUCUGGACAGGGAGCAAAGACAACGCUACAGCUUUGUGGCUGCCACUUUGCUAGGAGAUGUUGUCCAGGUAGAGAUCAAGGUGCAAGAUGUUAAUGAUCACUCACCAACCUUUCCUGUAGAAUCACUGAAACUACAAAUAUCUGAGCUGACACCACCUGGAACCACAUUUAGGUUACCUGAAGCCAGAGACCCAGACACUGGGGAGUAUGGUCUAAGGGGUUUCUCUUUGAUUAGGGGCAGCCAAGGAAGUGCCUUCAUCAUCAGGUAUGGAGCAAACAAAUCUGCUAUGGGUGCUGAUAAAGAUUUUGCAGUUUGGGGUCAGGCUGAAAAGAAUGUAAGGGUGAAUGAGAAAGUUCAUAGAGAAAGACCAUAUGUCCAGGAAUGGCAAGAACAUGACACGUUUGGGCAGGACAAUGUAUAUGAUAAAUUGAAUUUAAAUCUCUCAGACUUUAUAAAUGAGACUAGUGAAGGGUUACAAGCAAAACACAGGGGUGCAGAUGUUGCAAUGAAGUCUUAUAGUGAAUUAGAACAUAAGGAUGUUGAGACUGAGCGUGUAGAAGGCAUGACCUAUGGGACAGGUACACAUGGGCUGCAGCAAGAAUUUACAAUAAAAGGCCACAGUCCUGAUGCACAGACUGAGGGUCAUCUUUAUGAAUGGUAUGGCAGGUUAAAUAGUAACCCAGCAGGUUCACAUGAAAAGAGGGAAUUAGAAGAGUCAUCUUUGCAUUCUAACUUUCACCCCCUGGAUCUUGUGUUAGUGCAUUGGUUAGAUAGGGAGGAGCUUGACAGGUAUCAACUGGAAGUUGAAGCUUUUGAUGGUGGAUAUCCACGUAGAACUGGAAGACUUUUAAUAGACAUCACAGUAAUGGAUGCAAAUGACAACCCUCCAGCCUUUGACCAGUCUGAGUAUAAAGGAUGGGUGUGGGAAAAUGCUCCAGUAGGUACACCAAUUUGCAAAGUCCAUGCAACUGACCCAGACUUAGGUAGCAAUGGGGAGGUGAAGUACACUCUACGAUCUGAUGAGGGCUACUUUUUUGUUGAAGAAACCAGUGGUGUAGUAAGGGUUAAUCGACCCUUGGACAGAGAACAAAAGGCUUUUCAUCAACUUGUGGUACAAGCCAAAGAUGGAGGAUCACAACCGGAAGUGGCAAGUGUCCUUGUUGUAGUAAAAGUUCUUGAUGUUAAUGAUAACAAACCCCAAAUACAAAUUACACUACUAACUGAAAGUGGACGCCCUGAAAUAUCAGAGGGAGCAAGAGUUGGCGAGUAUCUUGCAAGAAUUUCUGUAUCUGACCCUGACCUACAGCUUCAGGAUGUUCCUUUGCCAAUAACUCAAGGUCAAGAAAGAGGGGGGCAAGUAGAUACAACCCUGCAUAGUGAUACACUGGAAGAAUAUGAUGGCAUAAUGAGACAUUCACUAUUAGAUACAACACCUAACACUAAUGAGGAGACAAGGAAACUACAUAGAAACAUAAUGCAGGAACAAAAAAACAUUGAAUAUGUUAAUGUGGAUGCACCACAACAGGUGUUUCUGAAUUUGGAAGGUACUGAUGGCUCUUUUUCUCUUCGUUCUGUUGCACCUCAACUAUACUUUUUGUGUGUUGAAGCUCCCCUGGAUCGUGAGCAGAAGGAUAUAUAUGAGCUAAAACUGCUUGCUAGAGAUUCAGGUUCUCCUCCUCUACAUACUCUAAAAACACUACUUGUUGCUGUCACAGAUGUAAACGAUGAGACCCCUGUUUUUGCUCACCCUGAAGGAUAUCAUGCCACAGUUUCAGAAGCUGCAUCUGCUGGUACUGCAGUACUUACCCUUAGUGCCAUAGACUUGGACGAUGAUGGUCCAAAUUCUUGGAUCACCUAUACUCUUCAGGACAGUUCUACUUCUUCAGCCUUCAUGUUGGACCCACAUACAGGGGUUCUCAGCAUUAACAAAACACUUGACUAUGAGGCAGAGACUGAAUUGAACUUAUCUGUUGUAGCUACUGACCAUGGUAUUCCUCCACUGUCCACCACUUGUCCUGUGACUAUAAUGGUCGAGGAUGUCAAUGACAAUGAACCCAUUUUCUUGCAACAGUUCUACAAUGUAACCCUGCAGGAACAUUCCACCAUAGGACACUGCUUCCUUCAGGUAAAGGCCACUGAUGCUGACUCAGGUUCUUUUGGAGAAGUCCACUACUCCCUAUAUGAUAGGUUCCAAAUCACUAAAGAGUCUGAGAAAUUCUGGAUUGAUUAUGAUUCUGGACGUAUUUGCGUAUCUCAAGAUGUUGAUAGAGAAGGAGAGCCUGGAAGUUAUGAUCUUAUUAUAAAAGCACAAGAUGGGGGUGGCUUAAGUGCCCAAGCAUUUGUUCGAGUCGAUAUAGAAGACAUAAAUGACAAUGCACCCGUCUUUGAUCAAACUAAUUAUGUGACAAGCAUUAGCAGUCACACUCAACCAGGAACAGAGAUACUAAAUGUUGUGGCCACUGAUAGAGAUGGAGGAAUGUUUGGGGAAGUGUUAUAUGAGCUAAUACCUAGAGAUAAGACACCAGUCUUUACUAUUGACUCAUCUUCAGGAAUUAUGUAUUUGAUUGCUGCUCUCAAUCAUCUGGAGGAUUCGCAAGUGACGUUCUCUGUAUGCGCUCGAGAUAAAGGCGGCCUUACGUCCGCAGUGAACGCAUCUGUGACUGUUAACAUCCAAAAAACGACUGUUGCACCUCCACUCUUUGAGAAAUCCCGCUACACCUUUGUAAUAUCGGAGGAUGUUCCAAAUGGCACUGCUGUUGGUACUGUCAAGGCUAGAGAACCUCCAAAUUCCAUUGAUCCUGUAUCAUACAGAAUAUUGUCUGGUGAUCCACAUCAGAUGUUCUCCAUAAACUCCCAGUUUGGUAUCAUUACAACAAGAAAGCUACUAGAUCAUGAAUCUCAACCCAUUAUUGUUCUUACUGUCCAGGCACAGCUAGGGAGCUCUACGGUCUUCAGCAGUACACAGGUCAACAUUACUAUAACCGACGUCAACGACAACCCACCGUUUUUUUUAAGGGUGAAUGAAAGAAUAAGCUUACCCCAGACAACUCCUCCUGGCAGUGCACUGUAUAUUGCUCGAGCAGAAGACAUAGAUGAUGAUUAUAAUGGAUUGAUCACCUACAGCAUUGCUAGUGAAAAGCAAGACAUGUUUAGCAUUGACCCUAACCUUGGAAUUUUGUACCUAAAUACAACUUUAACAAUGGUCUGUGAGCAUAUUCUCCUAAUAACGGCUGAAGAUAACGGACGUCCUCCCUUAAGUUCCCUCCUCACAUUAACUGUUAGUGUUACAAAGAACAAUCUUGGUAAUGCUUUGACUUUUGGAAAUUUGGUGCAUCAAGUUGAAAUCAAUGAAGAUUGCACUAUCAACUCAAGAAUCAUUCAGGUGAAAGCCUACUUUGAUGGGGCACAAAGUCAGCAGACUAGAAUCAUUUACUCCUUGCUCCCUGCGGAUUCAGUUAUAUUUGGAAUAAGUCGGAAUACAGGAUGGAUUUUUCUGCGUCGGUCUUUGGAUUUUGAGAAAGCGAACAUAUAUAAUCUGAUUGUAGUGGCAAGAAGCAUGGACCCGUUUAAAGAUCAGACUGCAACCACCUCUAUAAUUGUGAAGAUUUUGGAUGUAAAUGACAAUUACCCAAUUUUCAAUCAGGACAUCUAUUUCUUCACUCUUCCUGAAAAUCCAGCUCCUCAUGGUGUGGUUGGGACAAUCAGGGCACUGGAUAUGGACUCAGGGAGGAAUGGACAGCUCUCAUACUUUCUGCUUUCCGAGCACAAUUAUUUUCAUAUCAACUCUAAGACAGGCGAAUUGAUGAAUUCUGAAGCCUUGGAUCGUGAAGUUAAAGCAUAUCAUCACCUCACUGUAUUGGUGACUGACCAUGGCAUGCCACGCCGCAAUGCCACAGCUGCAGUUUACAUCACAGUCACUGACCUUAAUGACAACAAGCCAUUCUUUCUCCAGUCGCCAUCAGGGAAGCAGCUGCAUAUAAAGGUUCCAGAUGGCCAGCCUGGACAUAUGUUCGUGACUGCUGUUUAUGCAAAGGAUCCUGAUGCUGCUAAUAACGGGACAGUUGUGUACUCAAUGUCCUCAGAUGAUGACCUGGAUCAUUUUUUUAUUAACGUUACUAGUGGGGAAAUAUGGACUACCCAGGCACUAUUAGCAAAUCUAAAAUCCCACUAUCAAUUAACAAUCACUGCAAGUGAUCAAGGCAUCCCCGCUCUGGAGGAAUAUGUUAUAGUUAACAUUCAGGUCAUUUCAACAUCCACAGAGAAAUUAAAAGAUCUGAUUGAGGUCAAGACAGUAAAGAUUCCAGAAAGUAUGAAACCUGCUCAAAGGAUUGGCUCAGCGAAGUUGCAUGAAGAUAAGAUUUUGCAUAAUUCGAAGCUCAUCAUACAAGAUCAUAACAAGGUACUUCCUCAGAACCACUCUGUCAUCCUAAAAGUUGAUGUUAAAGACCAAAAUGACCAUUAUCCUGUCUUUCCUGACCACCUUGUGGUCAAAGGAUUGCAGGAAAAUUGCCCCUAUUGAACAAUAUUGUAUACAUUUAAGGCAAAAGAUGGAGAUGGCAACAUAGCAAACAGCAAAAUUAAAUAUUCAUUAAACUCUGAUCCUAGAAAAGAAAACCCCUUUGUUAUUCACAAAUGGGAUGGAACCUUAACUACAAACCGAGCUUUGGAUCGAGAAACAGAGGAGUCAUUUAUUCUGACAGUUAUUGCAACAGACCAGCAGCUAAUAUCACACAGCGCCGACACUGUUCACUGACAAGCUCUGAUUAUCAUUCAGACGGUCAACGACAACCCUCCAAGUUUCCUAUCAUUGCCCGCUGCUUCUGUAAUAGAGCACCAGAAUUUGGCUCGCUCAUACAUCGGGGUGGUGGCUGAAGAUCCGGAUGAGAGAGAGAAUGAGAAAAAUAACAUUUCACAUUAUGGAUGGAAAUUCAAGCAAGUUUUUGUACUGGAUGAAAUAACAGGAUGGCUGAGCUUAUCAGCAGCAGUUGACCGUGAGAUCCAGGAACAUUAUACUUUAACCAUAUUGGCCACCGAUAAUGGAAAUCCAGCUCUGUAUGCAACACAGAUUGUUACAGUCACGGUUGCUGAUGUAAAUGAUGUGUUACCAACAUUUAAACAAGUCUUGUAUGAAGUUGCCAUUCCUGAAAACCUAGAGCCUGGACAGCAUGUGAUGAAGGUUGAAGCAGAGGACAGUGAUUCAGGAGUCAAUGCUGCACUGACAUAUCACAUGUUGCCAGGUCCAGCACAUGGAUUUUUCAGAAUAAAUCCUGAUACUGGAGAGCUGAUUACAGCGGCAUCAUUUGACAGAGAGAAACAGGAUCAGUUUAUUAUUAGGGUACUGGUGACAGAUGGCGGAUCCCCAUCAUUCUCCAGUUCAGCGACCGUUGUGUGUACAGUGCUGGACGAGAACGAUAAUGCUCCUGAGCUCUUACUUCCUGAGGCUGAGAUCCAUGUCCCUGAAAACCAAGAUCUGGGAAUAAUUCACAAAGUUCUGGCCAUAGACAAGGAUGCUGGCAACAAUGGCAGAAUACAAUUCCAAAUAAUUGGUGGAAACACGGGCGGAUAUUUUGCCAUCAAUAACACUUCAGGCGAGCUUUGGACCACCCGUAGCCUAGAUAGAGGGGAUGUCAGCAGUUUCACCAUUAUCGUGGAAUGCCAUGACCUGGGCAGUCCCCAGCGAAGUACUACAGCCAAGCUGCAUAUUAAAGUCUUGGAUGAAAAUCAUAAUCCACCUACAUUUCCUAAGAGCCAGUACCGCACAUCUGUUAGAGAGGAUCUAGCUGUUGGAUCAAUGGUUCUUAGCCUUCAUGCAGUUGAUUUAGAUGAAGGCUUAAAUGGUGAAGUAACAUACUCCUUGAUUGAUGAUACCCAAGGUGUUUUCACUAUAAACUAUGCAACUGGAAACAUUGUAACUGCAAAGGCCUUGGACCGAGAAUCGAAACAUCAAUAUGCGUUCCGGGUGGCAGCUAGUGACAGUAGCAUAUAUGGUCCACUAAGUUCCACCGUCAAAGUGUUAGUUCAUAUUGAUGAUAUCAAUGAUAACAUGCCUCUAUUCUCAGAGGAUCUUGUACAAGGUCUUAUUUCCCACCAAUCCUUAGUGAAUACAACAAUUGCUACAGUACGUGCAAGUGACCCAGAUCAAGGCUUGAAUGGAACAGUGGUGUAUAGUCUAGUCGAAACGGAUCCACUUUUUUUUAUCGACCAGGAUAGAGGAGAGAUUAAACUUCAGAAAACAAUCUCUCAUGCCUUCAGGAACACAGUUCUCAAAGUGCAGGCCUCAGAUGUUGGUAACCCAGUGAGAACAUCAACAUGUCUUGUGACCAUCGAUCUUGAAGGCCAGGAGAAGGAUAUUUAUUUUGUGCAGAAUGUUUAUGAAGCGAACAUAUUGGAAAAUAGCAAAGCAGGUACAGCAGUGGUGAAAGUAGAGGCCAAGUACUUCAAGCCAUCUGACCAAUCCAUAUCCUAUAGAAUUAUCAGCGGAGACAAAGAAACGUUUAUGCUUAAUUCUAAAACAGGAGCCCUCACGGUACAGGAGGCGUCAUUGCUUGAUUUCGAAGCCAGAAAUACGACGAAUGUAAUCAUCUCUGCCGAAACCAGCCGGUCAGUUAUCUACUGCAGGGUCACUGUGGUAAUCCAAGAUCAGAAUGAUAACCCACCAGUGUUUGACCGGGAUCAUCACUUUACAUGGGUCUUGGAAGGUCAGGCCUACAACAUGAUUGUUAUCCAGGUUUUUGCUAGCGAUGCUGACAGUGGGCUGAAUGGACAGAUAGAUUACACUAUUGUGGACGGCAAUGAAAAUAACGCUUUUCUGAUUGACUCACGACGAGGUGUCCUCUCUACAAACGCUAUACUGGAUCGGGAGAUUAAAUCCUCGUACAGGCUGGUCCUCCAAGCUGCUGAUAGGGGAUUUCCAAGUCUUUCUGCAACGAGCAUCGUAACAGUACUAGUUAUUGACAUCAAUGACAAUGCCCCUACAAUACCUCCGCUGGAGACCGCAUUCAUUCCUGAAGAUGCUGCCCCUGGCUUCAAUGUAGCUUGCAUAUCAGCAAACGAUGUGGACCUGAAGCCAAAUGUAUCGUAUAGUUUUACUGAAGAUGGAAAUCCUGAAAUGAAGUUUGCUAUUGACAAAUACUCAGGAGUUGUAACCCUCAUUGGUGACUUGGACUAUGAAGAAACAUCGCAAUAUAAUUUGAGGGUUCAGGCCUCAGAUUGGAUGCAUCUGGCUGAAGCAGAACUCAUCAUUGUUAUUCUAGAUAUUAAUGAUAAUCCUCCAUUAUUUACUAAAGAUUCGUACAAGGCAUCAAUACCGGAGCUGACUGCCCCUGAUACAUAUAUUAUAACAGUGUCUGCUACGGAUAGAGACUCUGAGAUGUAUGGCCCUGUUUCUUAUCGAAUUAUUUCUCCACUUAACGGAUUUACAAUCCAUCCAACUAUUGGUUCAGUGCAUACAGACAUGCCGGUGGGGAUAAAGGAGAAAAGUACUGUGAUUCCUAUUAUGAUAGAAGCCAAGGAUAGUGGCGUUCCUCCGUUAUCUUCCACUACUAUUCUGGAGCUACAGAUUCAUGAUGUAAACAAUCAUUCCCCUUCAUUUUCAGAAGAGGUGUACCAUGUUAAUAUAAGUGAAGACGCUGUGGUUGGAGAGGCUAUUCUUACCUUUACAGUUACAGAUUUGGAUUGGACCCAUGAGAAUGCAUUUACUGACCUUUCAAUUGUCAGUGGAAAUUCCUACAAUCUGUUCUAUGUGCAAAGCAUUGGGAUUCUUUCGCAGCCUCCAUUUGUAGUCAUUGGCAAACUAAUUCUAAAUGGGAAUUUAGAUUAUGAGACAAGCACCACUCAUACAUUGGUUUUACUCGCUUCUGACCGAGGAGUCUCGCCUUUAAGCUCUAGUGCUACUGUUUUGAUAUCUGUUCUUGAUACCAAUGACAAUCCACCAAUAUUUAACAACCAGGAGUACCAUAUCAGUGUCAGAGAACAUUAUCCUAUAAAUAUGGAAGUGACCAAAAUAUCAGCUUUUGACUAUGACAGUGGAGAUAAUGCUGACAUAGUAUACAGCAUUGUUUCUGGAAAUGAUGGAGGCACUUUCACAGUUGAUUUACAAAAUGGGACUGUCACUCUAGCAGAGACUCUGGAUUAUGAACUGGUUAUAAAUUUUGCUUUAGUUUUAAAAGCUACUAAUGCCUGGGGAACUAAAAAUGAUGAAGCAUUUACAAGACUCUUCGUUACAGUGCUUGAUGACAAUGACUACCCACCUCAAUUCCUGUUUAACAGUUUAAGCUGUAGUCUCUCUGAAAAUAUGCCGCCCUUCUCACCAGUGUGCACAGCAAAUGCCAUUGACUUAGAUUCUGGACCAUUUGGUGCCUUGAGUUACUCUAUUCAAUCGAUGUGCCUAAAUGAGCUAAAGCAAGAUAAGUUUUUCAUAGACUCAUUAACUGGGGACAUUUAUACAAAGAGCAAAAUUGAUUAUGAGACUCAUAAAAAGUAUUGCCUUGUUGUUCAGGUUAAAGACAGAAGUGAAUCCACAGCCUGCGUACUGGUUUAUGUAGACAUAGAGGGGCAGGAUGAGUUUCCACCUCUAUUCCAAGAGGAUGAAUAUUUAUUUGACAUACCACAAGAAAACAAACCUGGACAAGUCAUAGGCAAAGUAGCAGCUUCAGACAAGGAUGAAGGACUUGAUGGGUUGAUCUAUUAUAAUCUUGAAAAGUCUUCUCAGUUUUUCUCUGUCAAUGCAACUAGUGGUGUCAUAUACUUAAAAAGAAGUGUUCAAAAGAUACGAACUAACUCAAGACAAAAUGAUGACAUUAUUGAGUUAGUGGUAAGAGCCCAAAGCCCAAAGCUAGAGUCAAAGUCAUCGACCUGCACUGUUCGAGUUAACAUUUCAACAGCUCUAGAAAGUUACCCUGUUAUGUCAGCAAACAUACUUUCCAUCAGUUUCGGCAUUUCCUUUGUGGUUUUUUUGCUACUGGCUAUAAGCCUUAUUGGCAUAAUUCUGCGAUAUAAGAGAAAAGAUGUUGUAAAUGCUUGCGGGAUAAAAGAAGUUGCUCUUCCUGCUCUCCCAAAUUCAAAUUUUAAAGACUGCAUGUCUGAUGAGUGUCCAAAGUAUGAAAAUACCAAGAACAGCAUACCUCCAGAUACAGCAGAGUGGCUGGGGUUAGUUGGCAUUAGAGAAAAGAAAGACACUGGGAACAAAUGCAGGAAUUCAGACUCGAGUGGUCAUGGCUCAACAGAAGGGGAAACUGCUGAAGAUGAAGAAAUAAAGAUGAUCAAUGAAUACCCCAUUAGAAAAGAAUCUGGUUCUGUUCUUAGUGAAAGAGCCUCACGAGUUCCAGACUCUGGAAUUCCAAGAUACUCUGAUCUUCUGUCAUGUGAAUCAGAUGAGACAGAUGUGGUGAUCGGGUCAGAAAACACAGAGAGUGUGGUGAUCCUUAAGGAGGAAAAAGCAGAAGGUGAAUGCCAUGCAUACUAUAAUUGCAAAAAGGAGAUACCAGCAACACAACAUGAUAGUGAAAACAACCCAAAGGACAAAAACUCCCUGCCAGAGACCAGUCAGGACUACAUCUAUGUUCCUAUGUCAUAUGACUCAAGAUAUGGUUCUUUGGCAUCUUUAGUAGCCUCUGAUGAGGACCUUAGAGGAAGUUAUAAUUGGGAUUACCUGCUUAGCUGGGAACCCAGGUUUCAGACACUUUCCUCUGUUUUCUGUGAUAUUGGUAGGCUGAAAGAUGAAAAGAUGCAUCGGCAUGUGCCUAAGCAAAAGAAACCUUUCAUUUUUCCACCCCCAUUAAUCACAUCUGUGGCACAGCCUGGGAUAAGGGCAGUACCACCUCGAAUGCCAACUAUAAUGUCAGGACAGACAUUUGUAAAAUAUCCACGAUCACCUUAUUUCUCUAAUUUGGCAUGUCAGUCUUCAACAAUGACCCCAACCUUUUUGCCUUCACUGUCUAUGCUCACGGUUCACAGUCCGACCUCACCCCUGCGCUCAGACAUAGGAAUUAAUGGAACAUCAGUGCCUGCACUGUCUGAGGAACUGUUGAUACAACAAGAGUUUCAAGUAUAAGACCCACGUGUGGUAUUCAGACCUGACAGAACUUGCGGGGACCAAGUAAGGCAUGUAGACAAAAGAAAAAUCAUUAAGACACUGCAUUUCAACUACCUAUAUAUGGUGUCCAGUAAAUUGUAGUCAAUUAAAAUGGCCAAACCGAGGGACUGCUCUGAUUGUCUUAUGUCUAUAUGAAAACGUUUUGUUUACCUGUCUCCAUUUCUGUGACAGUUUUCAGAUUCUUCAGUGUCCACAAUGCAUGAACAUGUCUGAAUUGAAAACCAUUUGUGCAACUAGUAAACUCCUUAUCAUAGGCCAGUAUUUACCAGCAUUUAAUUAUACUGUAUAUUACUACUACUAGAGUUUAACAAUCUUUUAUUUAUAGCCUCUCUUAUGAUUUUUGUGUACAAUAUUAAUGACAGAUUAUCAUCCACAAAUGUAGCUGGAAUUAAAACUAGCUCACUUAUUUAAAACCCCUCUAACUGAGCCAGUAAAUGAUGACAAAAUGAAUAGUGUCCCAUGAAAUGGAUUUGUGGCAAGGUCACAAAGCUUUUUACUUUUGGGAACAUGGACCAAUAUGGGUUGGGUGGCAGGCUACCCUAUAUCUAAUUCUGUCUCUUUGUGUUAAUGAGACUGCAUGUAUAUAAAGGAAGUAUGUCAGGCAGAAUAUACAUCUGUACAAUUAUUCAGAAUAUUUUUUCUAAUAACAAUGAAAAACUCAACUCAACUCAAACUCAACAGUUCUUCAGCAGAAAUUUACAAUUUUGCACAGUCAUUGUACAAUCUUCCUAAAGUGUUGGGCAAUUUUGUAAAUACUAUGUUAUUCGAAUCUAUGACCGGUUUUGAGUUAUGUAAUGUUCUGUCAUUUGUUCACUAGCAAAACUAAACUUCGAAUUCUUAGAAUUUCUGUUAUUAUGGAGCAGUGCACUAUAGGAGCUCAGAUGAGUAGUAGAUUACAAUUAGGGCCCAUGUAUGCAACCAUAUGAAUAUUAUAUGGCUCUGAAAUACAUCAGUCAUAGACUGCUAAGAGAAGAAUAUACAGAUUUUUUUCCCUUAUGGAUCUAUAUGGAGUAUGUGAGAACAAAAAACAUGUCAUGUUUCAUUGCAAAUUAAACUACUCCCCUAGGAGAAGCACUGGUUCAAGAGAAGAAUAUUGUAACUUGAGAAGACACCAUUCAUCCGCAUGCAAAAUGCCUACUGGACUAUGACAUGAAUCUGUGAGGGCUCAUUGUGCCACCACAUAGGGUCCUUGCUCACAUCUAUAGCAUGUGCAGAUAAGCUAAGGCUGCUUUCAGAUGGGCAAUGUAGACAUCUUGGAACAGUUUGAGUUUAGAACUAAUAGAAAAUUGCAGCAUAUACUAUUUUUGCACGCAAGACUCAUACAUUCAAAUUAAUAAAUCUGAAGGGGAAACAGAUGGCACAUGAUCUGCAUCAGUGUGGAAUCCAUUUUAAAACUCAUUUUUGUUUCUAACUGGAACAUAGAUGAGUUUUUCUAAGCUGUUAGGCCAAGUUUCAAAGCAGCUUUUGAAGCAGAACAAAAAAAUAUCUCAAAACCAGCACAAAAACAACAAAGAAAGUAAAUUAGUGUUAAAGGGUUAUAUCCAUCUCAGACAUUGAAGGCAUAUCACUAGGAUAUGCCACCAAUGUUAGAUAGGUGUGGGUACCACCUCUGACAGCUGCUCCUAUCCCCAGAACAUGUUCCCCAAAGUGAAGGAGAGCGAACCACCCAUGCAGUGCUCUCCAUUCAUUUCUAUGGGAGUUACGAAAUUAGUCGAGCAAAAACACUCAGGUAUUUUCUGAACUUGCAUGCAUAACCACCUCUCCAUUCACCGUUAUGGGACAAAGCCCUAAGCCAUUGUUCUGCUAUUUUCCAAACUCCCAUACCAGUGAAUGGAGGGUGACCUACUUGGAGUACUAUCCUUUACUUUGGAGGGCCCGUUCAGGAGAUAAGAUUAGUGGGACCCAGAGGUGGAACCCGCACCUAUAUGAUAUAGGUGAUAUGCCACCAAUGUCUGAGAUGGGAAAAUACCUCUUAAAAGCUACUAAAACAUGCAAUCUUAAACGGUGUUUAUAAUGGAAUUAUAAUUUAAUGUGAAUUGUUAUACCCCCAGGCAUCAUGCCGCCACAAUGUAUCUUAUGCUGAUGUUAACUACAAGAUGCCAUAUGCUGAUUUUUGAAACAAAAGAAUUGUACUAUGAUAUUUUUUAAUAUAUGAAGACAAUUACGUAAGAUAGGUUUAUUUCAGCUGUCCUACACCAAGGGUUCUAUCAUAUUGUAUUACAUAUGAGAACAUAUUUUUACAUAUAUGAGAAUCAAAAAAUCUAUUAAUUCUGCUGCCUUAAGUGGCAAAGGAAAUGUCCUGUUUGUUGUGUUACCCAACUAUAAGGUUUUAAGAGUUUCCAUUAAUGCAUCAUGCCCUAUCAUCACUAUCCAACCUUUAAUGUAACCUAGAAUGUAUAAUAAUCAUACAACCCCCCAAUGUAUCUUAUAAUUAUUAAUAAGGUAAAAUAUGAGGAGAAAUCAAGCACUUUUGUUGGUCAUAAGGGCACAAUAUCAUACAAGAACAUUUUAAAAUAUGUUGGAUCAUCUCUUUGUGGCCAACUUUGCUCUUUUCAUAGAAAAGGAAAGGAUGGUUCCAAAGAGGGACAUAUAAUUCACCAAGUGAGGUUGCAUUGAGGCCUUAAUAAUUCAAACACAUUUAUAUUUUUAGACAUUACUUAAAGGGGUUUUCCAGAAAUGAUUUAAAAUGGCCAACAUCAACCUGUCCUAGAAUGUGAGCAGGACUGGUUUCCUCUAAUUGAAGAGCUGUCAAGGGAGUGGUGAGGGGACGGGACCUCACUAUACUGCUCUACAAUAUAUGGUAAUGAUGUGAUCCUGCCUAUAAUAUGUCAUCAUGGCUGAGCAGCCUGACAGGAACACUCACCAAUAUGUAGUAUAUUGUGUCCCCUCAUUCUCCCAGGCUGCCAGUCCUGCUCACAUUCUAGGACAGUUACUGGUGGUCAUUUUAAUUAAUUCCCCUUUAAGUUGUUAACUUUUCAGUGACCUAAAAAAUGUAUAAAUAGCACAGGAAAAAGAAAACACAAGUAUAUAAACAUGAGUAUUUACAAUGCCAUAUACGGUAGAAUAAGCUACUUUAAUGGUGCUUCACAUUUCUUCAUAGAUGGAAAAAUUCCAUUAUUACUCAAGUUUUAUGGGCAUGUCCUGAAGAAAUAUAUGCACAGUGGAGAGACUUCCUAAAACUAAAAAAGAAAAUUGGUGAAGUUGCCCAUAGCAACCAGUCAAAUUGCUGCUUCCCUAUUCCAAAAGGCAUCUGGAAAAUGAGAAGUAGAGUCUAUCUGGUUGCUAUUGGCAAAGGCUCCACUUUCCUUUUGCAUAAUAUUAGAUAAAUAUUCUCCAUUGUAGCUGACUGGUUUUGUUUGACUGGUGUUUAAAGUAAACCAAGGAUGGCAAUUUUUAACACUAUAUUUCCCGAGGCUCAGUACAUCACCACCUACUUAUUGGCUGAGCUCUGGAAUAGUAGUUCAGUGGUGCAUAGGUGAUGACUUGCCUAUUCCUGAUCUAAUGCUUAAUAAUUGUCUAAGACCUGUUUAAUUUUACCCCACUUUGGAAUCAAUUUUGUGAUAUUGAGUGGGGCAAUCUUACAAGCUGUAAAUGUAACUUUAAUUAUGUUUACCAAAUUAUUUUCUAUUUUAUAUGUAUACAGAAUUCAGGAAAUAUGAAUACAUGAAAAAGGGAUAUUAUUUUUCAGACUGAACCAAAUGUAUUCAAAUAGCUGUGUUUUAAAUGCAGUUUUCA